UCAUAUUCUGUAAUGAUGCAGAUACAGGCUAAUAAACCGGCGGUGAACUGUACGGUGGCCGGAGGUUUGAGUCCACUGAGUGAAAAAUUGUGGAGAGAGAAAACCAAAGCCGAGUUCGUCGGAGACGUAUCCGCUAGGCUUACAUGGAAGGACCUGACGGUAAUGGUGACUCUCAGCAACGGGAACACCCAGAAGGUUUUGGAAGGGCUCACCGGCUACGCCGAGCCAGGCACUCUCACCGCCUUAAUGGGACCUUCCGGCUCCGGGAAGUCCACGCUUCUCGAUGCCCUCUCCGGUCGUCUGGCCGCCAACGCUUUUCUCUCCGGGACCAUUCUUCUCAAUGGUCGUAAAACCAAGCUUUCUUUCGGAACAGCCGCCUACGUGACUCAAGAUGACAACUUGAUCGGCACGCUUACUGUUCGUGAAACGAUUUCCUACUCCGCUCGACUCCGGCUCCCUGAUAACAUGCCUUGGUCGGAGAAACGGGUGCUCGUCGAAAGCACGAUCAUCGAGAUGGGGCUCCAAGAUUGCGCUGAUACUGUUGUGGGGAACUGGCAUUUGCGUGGUAUCAGCGGAGGAGAAAAGAGGAGAGUCAGCAUUGCUCUUGAAAUCUUGAUGAGGCCCAGAUUGCUCUUCCUUGAUGAACCAACCAGUGGACUUGACAGUGCUUCUGCAUUUUUUGUAACCCAGACUUUACGUGGCCUGUCAAGAGACGGUAGAACCGUGAUAGCCUCGGUUCAUCAGCCCAGCAGUGAAGUGUUCGAGCUAUUUGAUCAGUUAUACUUGCUCUAUGAUGGCAAAACCAUUUAUUUCGGCAAGGCUUCUGAAGCAUACGAGUUCUUUGCACAAGCUGGAUUUCCAUGCCCUGCAUUGAGAAAUCCAUCAGAUCAUUUUCUCAGAUGCAUCAACUCUGACUUCGAUAAAGUUAAGUCUACUCUAAAAGGAUCAAUGAAAUUAAGGUUUGAGGCAAGUGAUGAUCCGCUGGAGAAGAUAACGACCGCUGAAGCUAUCCGAUCUCUUAUUAGUUUCUAUCGCACAUCGCAGCAAUGUUAUGCAGCAAAAGAAAAGGUCGACGAGAUAUCCAAAGUUAAAGGAACCGUGCUAGAUUCCGGGGGCAGUCAAGCUAGUUUCUUGAUGCAGUCUUAUAUGUUAACCAAGCGUUCGCUCGUGAACAUGUCUCGGGACUUCGGGUAUUAUUGGCUAAGGCUGCUGAUAUAUUUUGUAGUCACCAUUUGCAUUGGAACCAUUUAUUUCAAUGUUGGAACUAGCUACAAUGCCAUCUUGGUAUUCCUGCUAUUUAUCUCUCAGAAAAACACUAGUUCAAAAGUUUUAUUUGGAAGUAUCAUGUUUAAGAUUGUAUAUCUUGUGGAACAGGCAAGGGGAUCAUGUGCUUCUUUCGUGUUCGGAUUUGUCACGUUCAUGUCGAUCGGUGGGUUCCCUUCCUUUGUAGAGGACAUGAAGGUUUUCCAGAGGGAGAGGUUAAAUGGGCACUAUGGUGUAACUGCAUUUGUAAUAGGGAACACACUCUCUGCUAUGCCAUUCCUCGUUAUGAUAACCUUCAUCUCUGGGACUAUUUGUUACUUCAUGGUCCAUCUUCACCCAGGAUUUCAGCAUUAUUUGUUCUUCGUGUUGUGCCUUUACGCAAGUGUUACGGUGGUCGAGAGCUUGAUGAUGGCGAUUGCCAGUAUCGUCCCCAAUUUCCUCAUGGGGAUCAUCAUAGGAGCAGGGAUUCAGGGAAUAUUCAUGCUUGUUUCUGGCUUCUUCAGGCUCCCAAAUGACAUCCCAAAACCAGUGUGGCGUUACCCAAUGUCAUACAUCAGCUUCCAUUUCUGGGCUUUACAGGGACAAUACCAAAAUGAUCUGAGGGGCUUGUUGUUUGAUAACCAAUCACCAGAUCUUCCCAAGAUUCCUGGGGAAUACAUCCUGGAAAACGUGUUCCAAAUCAACGUGGGACGGUCGAAAUGGAUCAAUCUGAGCGUGAUAUUCAGCAUGAUCGUAAUCUACCGCAUCGUGUUCUUCUUGAUGAUAAAGAUCAGCGAGGAUAUUACCCCUUGGAUCAGGGGUUUUGUGGCUAGGAGAAGGUUGCAACAGAAGAAUGCAACUCUAAAUAUGAUGGUCGCGCCUUACCGUCUCUCGCAAUCUCCUUCGUUGAGGACUUACGUCGGAAAUCGAGCGAAUGGAACAGCUAGAAGGUAGAGACAUGGUGUUGAU
This is a messenger RNA of Hibiscus syriacus, 2211 nucleotides long. Its product is annotated as ABC transporter G family member 11-like. NCBI's taxonomy places the organism in Eukaryota, Viridiplantae, Streptophyta, Magnoliopsida, Malvales, Malvaceae. Bases 13 to 2196 code for a protein of 727 amino acids. The transcript has 8 exons. Gene Ontology annotation, molecular function: ABC-type transporter activity; ATP binding; ATP hydrolysis activity. Gene Ontology annotation, cellular component: membrane. The record is from RefSeq and is a predicted model, not a curated record.